Messenger RNA from Henningerozyma blattae CBS 6284, 1404 nucleotides. It is a transcript of the gene COR1, whose product is annotated as ubiquinol--cytochrome-c reductase subunit COR1. Gene Ontology annotation, molecular function: metalloendopeptidase activity; metal ion binding. Gene Ontology annotation, biological process: aerobic respiration. Bases 1 to 1404 code for a protein of 467 amino acids. The transcript has a single exon. Gene Ontology annotation, cellular component: mitochondrion. The record is from RefSeq and is a predicted model, not a curated record. Lineage: Eukaryota; Fungi; Ascomycota; Saccharomycetes; Saccharomycetales; Saccharomycetaceae.
AUGUUAAGAUCAAACAUCAUCAAAAACUUAUCCACAAAGAGGUUCUAUUCGGAAGUUUUAAACUCUUCAAAACUUCAAAUCACCGAUUUAUCAAAUGGGAUCAUCGUCGCCACUACUAAUAACUUGUCAAACCCAGCUGACCCUCCAACCAUUGGAUUAACUUUUGGUUCGGGUUCUUCUUCGGAAACUCCAUACAACAAUGGUAUUUCCAAUAUCACUUCUAAGAUUUUCCAAAAUAAUUCCAACUUGGCUCAAGCUUCUCAAAAUGGGUUUAAAUUGAAUUCCAUCGUCGAGAGAGAAUAUCAAAAUUAUUCAGUCACUUUGAAUAAUAAAGAUACUUUAGGUGCUUUGAAAUUCUUACAAAAUAGUUUUGGUGAAAAUAAUAAAUCUCUCUCUGAAGCAAAUGUUGCUGAAGCCAAAUCAAAAGUCUUGAAUCAAUUGGAACAAUUCGAAGCUGUUGAUCAAAAUAGUAGAAUCAUCGAACAUUUACAUUCCACUGCAUUCCAAAAUACUCCUCUAUCUUUACCAAAGAGAGGUACUGUUGAAUCAGUUGAAAAUGUAGAAACCUCAGAUGUCCAAGCUUUUGCCAAUAAAAAUUUCACCAAUUCAAAUGUGGUCAUUGUAGGUUCAGGUUUCAAUGAUGUAGUUGCUCAUAAGGAAUUCGUCAAACAAGUCGACUCUAUCAUUUCUUUAAAUAAUUCGGAAUUGAUCCCUAAGGAUCAAUUGAAACCUGUAGCCAAAUCCACUUUCUUGGGUUCAGAAGUAAGAUUGAGAGAUGAUACUUUACCAAAGGCUUGGAUCACUAUUGCAGUGGAAAGUGAACCAUUAACUUCCCCAGAUUAUUUAACUGCUAAAUUGGCUUCAGAAAUCUUUGGUUCUUACAACGCUUUCGAACCAAGAUCAAGAUUACAAGGUGUUAAAUUAUUGGAUAAUUUGCAAGAAUAUCAAUUAUGUGAAACUUUCAAUCAUUUCAAUUAUAGUUAUAAUAACACUGGGUUAUGGGGGUUCUCCACUGUAACCACCAAUUUCUCUCAAAUUGAUGAUCUAUUACAUUUCACUUUGAAACAAUGGAACAGAUUGACAAUCUCAAUAACUGAACAAGAAUUAGCAAGAGGUAAAGCUUUAUUGAAAUUGAAAUUAGGGUUACCUGUUUCCAACUCAAUUAACAAUUCCAUCAUAGGUUCUAAUAUCUUAAGUCAAGUGUCUCCAAUUGAUCAACCAAAUGAUUCAACUAACUUAUUGGAAACUUAUAAAAAAAUUGAUUCCAUAACUAUAGCUGAUAUGAAGAAUUGGGCUUCCAAGAGAUUAUGGGAUCAAGAUAUCGCCAUUGCCGGUGCAGGUCAAAUCGAAGGGUUAUUAGAUUACAUGAGAAUGAGAAACGAUAUGUCCAUGAUGAGAUGGUAG